AGAAGUUUAGAAAGAGGGCACCUGCAUUAAACAAUAACAACCCAAAAAAAUAAAGAAAAGAAAAACGAAACAAAAACAGUAGGCCAGCUUAUUUAUUUUUCCGCCUGAUGAUAUUUCAUUGAUAAGAUUUGACCACAGAGUUGUCAUUGGAUACAAAUUGAUCUAAAAAGUUUGAACAAAAGGGCUGGAUUAAAAAUGGCUUCAGAGACAAUAACAGAGCUUUUAAAAGCCAAUGAGGAAGAUUUUGACAAGUCCAUCAAAGAAAUGUCAAUGAAGAACCUGAUGGAAACUAUAUCCAGUUUACAAAAAGAAAUGGCCAAAGAACAAGAAACAUUUAACUCAUUAAGUGCCGAACUACAGAAUAGAAAAGAACGAAACUCUAGGCAGUCCAAGCAAAUCUCAAAGGACUUAACCACAUCCCAGCAGAGGUUGACACUCCUCAUGAAUAGAAGCAUGAAGUGUUUUUCACAGAUAGGGGACAUCAAAGAAACGCAAACCGCCAACCACAAUGGUGAAGCCUCACCUCUUAAACGUAGAAACUCAGCUAAAGGCCCCCACCCUAACAUCACCACCUCAAAGACCAACAUCCAGCGCAGCCACUCUCUCCACUGUGUUAACCAGCCGGAUGAGAAUUCUAGUCCAUCCCCAAAGAAAACAUCCCAGGCUCAAGCCUCUGGUCAGUUGUUGCAGGACAUUCAUCAGUUACCAGCCCCGGUUAUCAUGAAACCUUCCGGCGAUUAUAAGAAAUGGACUAAUCAAAACACUGCAAAUAUCAAGGCGCUGGCUUUGAGUGAGAAGAAGGAAAUCAUCCGACCGGAACCAGAAAGUAAUGUUAAUUUAAGACUAUCAGGAGCAGACGAGACCAACAACUUGAUAGAUGCUGAAGCUUCUGUUGCCAAUGACAACCCAGCCAGGAGUGAUGGACAAACAGGUAUUUCCUCGUCCCACACUGGGCUUUACGUCAAACGCAAACCUGCGCAGGUGCAAAGAGUAACGACUACUGUCACACUUAGCUCUAGCAGCUUCUCUCCCGUGCAUGAACUCUCCAACCCCACCCCUGCAAGCACUCCUGUAGUUACCCCCUCCCCUGCACUAACCCCCCAGCACGCUAACACCAACGACACUCACCUUUUAAAAACAAAGCCCCCCACGCAUGCCAACAACCCCUUGCAAACCACCAGCGCCAACCAGGGGGUAAGUAAACCUCAGGUAACCGCUGACCCGGAACCACAACCCCGCCAGUACCGUGGUCUGCCGAGCGUCAAGCUGUUGGCCAAGUCGUUCGGCAGCACCAACGCCUUGAAUGUGAGCUCAUCCUUAGCUUCUGGUUCACGCUUUGGUGGCAGCCAGUCCAACCUGUAUGAUGGUAAAGGUGUAGUAAGGUCCUACAGCAGUGUGUCCAUUACCAGCCCCAGUAAACCACACUCAUCUGGCCUUAUACUCCUCUCUAAGGGACAACCUGUGACGACCAGCGCUGAGAAAACAGAAACUCCGGUCGUGAACGGGAUGGCUCAGCAGCAGCCGGUUAUCAGAAAGGUGCAAAGCACUCCCCAAAACAGUGGGCCUAGCGAGCUCGAACUGGCCAGGCUUAGACUGAAAACAAACAGGCCAGCAAGGGAGGUAACUACAAACGCUGAGAUUUCAAGCAGCCAGGAUAAUUCCCAAGUUAUGGUCCCUGGCUCAGCAGGUCAGGGCGACACAAACGGGAAGCAGUUGAAUGUUGGGACUUAUAUGAAAAAAAAAGACAGCUCCGCCGUCAGGCCUGCUAGUGCUGUGACCACAGUUGCGUCCACUGCCUAUUUAAACUCCACCUCCGUCUCUAGAGUAGGCGGCGGAUCAAAUCCACAAAUUGACUCCAAGGCUAAUCUGAGGCCUACAUCCACCCCUCCCACACAAAACAGCACCAGCAGUACAAAACCCUCUUACCUAAAGUCCAGCAACUCUCAGAACAAACCCACUUCAGAUCUACCUCACCAGUUAACCAAGGGACACAAUCUCACGCCGAAUACAGCUGUCGGGGUCGGCAAUGCCACAAACAAUUCUCUCCCCUCCAAGACACCUGGCACCAGUGCCAGAGUCGUCUCCACGGCAACGUUCAACAUGCGGAGGAGCAAGUCCAAGGAAGAGCUCCAGGAGAGCCCGCAGGUGUUCAGUAAGGAACUCCUCCUGCGCCAGAUUGAGGCCAGGAGGAGAGACGACUACGACAACACCGAGAGCAACUUCAGGGCCAUGUCCAAGCUGUCACAGUCCAUGCCUUCUUUAGUCAACGAAGAGAUUGGAGAUGGCAGCAGAUCUUUCCCCAUCAAGUCCAGCAUUGUGUUGCCUGAGAAGACGCAGCAUCCAGCCUAUGGGGGGAGUGACGUGGAGGACGACGAGCAGUUGUCCAAGAUGAACUUGAGAGACUGGGACCCAGUCAGUUCUCGUUAUACCUCAUCUCCCCCUUAUUCUUUCUUUCUUUGUCUCUUUCUCAGUUUACUUCUUUCCUCUAACAUCAUUCUCAGUUUUACUUCUUUCCUCUAA
Physella acuta is the source of this 2520-nucleotide messenger RNA. RefSeq names its product mucin-2. The record is from RefSeq and is a predicted model, not a curated record. Lineage: Eukaryota; Metazoa; Mollusca; Gastropoda; Physidae.